Molecule: messenger RNA, 3857 nt
Organism: Bombyx mandarina (wild silkworm)
Lineage: Eukaryota; Metazoa; Arthropoda; Insecta; Lepidoptera; Bombycidae
Cellular component (GO): membrane
Source: RefSeq, a predicted model, not a curated record
CAAACUUAACAAACUUUCAAUCAAAUCAUGCAUCAAAGCUAAGUGCGCUAAGGAUUAUUAAAAGUUUUAUUGUUUUCGACUUAUAUGGGACAAUGAUUAUUGCUAUUAAUUAAACUUUUUCUAUAUUUGGAAUGAAACUUAUUAAUAAGAAGAAUACAACUUAAAAUGAGUUACCUGGCUUCUUUAUAAAAUACAAAUAAUCUAGAAUGGCAGAGGUUUGCAAAACUAGUAGUGGUACUACUGAAAAUAAAUUGAGUAAUACUGAUGUAUACCAAGAUGAAAACUUUUGUUUAUUUAAUGUAUUAUGCGUUUUCAUAUCGUUGGUUUCUAUAUUAGCUGAUGUAACCACAGAUAUAAUUGUAUUUGCGGAAUAUUUUAAAAACGAUCGUUUAGAAUGGGCAGCAGGCACAAUCAUUUUAAUAAUAAUUCCAAACAUUAUAAUCAAUGUGUUUUCUUUGAGAUGGCUUAUUACUGAUAAUAAAUCCAAUGUAACUCAUUGGAUUAGCCACAUUUUCCUGGUUGGAUUGUUAGAAAGAUAUUUCAUAUUCAUACGCAAAGUGUUUGGAUGUAAAAAUUUAGAAGCUAUGAAAACAAACAAACUGAUAUCCCAAAGGAAUGAUCUAAGUUUGUUGCAUUUUAUAUACAUAUUUACUGGAACGGCCCCACAAAUUAUACUACAGCUUUAUGCCAUUGUUGUUCUGGAUGAAAACUACUAUACUAAAGUAUUUUCAUUGAGUGCCUCCAUGUCUUCAGUUGUAUGGGGGUGCUCUACAUACAUAUAUAAUGAGGCAGCUUUCCUGAAGUUACAGUUUGAAUGGAAAUCAUUAGGAUUGAGGCUUACAUGGUUCUUCGGAAUGUUAAUAAGCAGAAUUUCGGGAAUUUUGCUAUUUACUAUAGUAUUUGGAGUUUGGACAUUGUUACCACUAAGUUUACACUGGACAGCUAUGAUAUUCUGGAUUAUUAUUCAAAAAACCAGCUUUUGUUCUAAUAAAUUAGAGGAAACAUUUUAUAAUGUAGUAAUGGGAUUUGUUUAUUGUUUUUGCUACGUUAAUUUACACGAGGGCCAAACUAAAUAUAGACUAUUGACGUUUUACACAUUAAUGAUAACUCAAAAUUUCGGUAGUCUCCUAUUGUACUUGCUAAUUUCGCCGCACGACAAGCAAAGGAAGUUAUGGUCUGUGAUAGGAAUCGUUUGCAUUAUUUUUGGUGUAUUUAUAGGUAUUUGUGCUAUGAUAUUUUACUAUAGAUUUUAUCAUCCGAAAGGACCACUAUUGUGGAAAAGAAAACAAAGUGAUAUAGAAUUAAAUAAUAAGGCUGUGAUACAAAACCCCGGAACCGAAGAAAAUAAGACGGUUGUCAAUUUAAAUCCCAUUAGGUCAUUUAAACAUUCUCUGCAUCGUAAUCAAAAUGGAGCCCCUUACAGCAUUGAAUCAACUUUAGAACAACAUCCCAAAAAAGAAAUCGAAAACGCUGAUAAGAAUUUUUUGCUUGAUCAAUGGAUUGCUAAAAUUGGCGUACCGACGUUAUCGUCCGGCUCGUUUGGAAACAAUGGAUGCGAUGCUUCAGGAAUCGAAAUUUAUAGUGUUGAAAAUACACCACAAACUCUCAAACAGGAUAAUCAAGGGCAAAAUAUUUCAAAUAAAAUUAACUGUAAACACAAAAAAAUUCUAAUAUGUUCACCAACGGAACUGACGCUUAAACUAUCGGCUGGAGAAAAUAUUGAGAGUAAUAUAGAUGAAAUAACAUCGAGCAAUCUGAAUUCAAAUAAAAGACGCGCCAUUUGUUCCUCUGAUGAUCUUAGCGAUGAUUUAACCAAUAUGAAUUUCGACGUUUGUGCCAUAGUCAAUGAAGAUAUUAUGAAGAUACUAAAAAACGACCAAUGCUCAGAAAUAAGUCACGAUACCGAUAGCUCGAAUAAGAAAACUUCAUCAGAUUCCAUUGAUAUGGAUUUAGAUUUGAGUUUCAGCGACAUCAAUAGUUCCGAUAUCAACACGUUUAACGAAAACAUAGUCCAGAAAUUGUGUUUAAGUGCACUUAAGAAUAUAAAAGUAGGGAAUCAGGAUGCAGAUAUUGAAAACAUACAAAGGAUCGCAUUGGACAUUCUAAAAGAAAUGUACGCUAAAAAGGGUAAGAAGAGCAAUGCGAAUCCAGAUUUCUUUACAAAAUCAAGAGAGUUAGAUACACCAACGGAAAUAUUGUCCGUACACGAUUAUGAGAAUAUAUGUGCGGUAAAUAUUGCUCGUGAAGCGUGGGGGCUGCGAUCUUGGAAGGGGUACUGCGAUAUCGAAAACUGGCGUCACGACGGAAGCGUCGUCAGAGAUAGAAGACGCGACACAUUAACUUCAGCCAGUUCAGAAAUUAGUAGUUGCAUCUCUCAGGAAUUGAAAAAUGCGAUUUUAGCGGCACCACCUUUCCCGAAGAAAACACAUACAUACUCAAAUGUAUUCGUUAAGUUUGACAAAGGCAGUCAAGAUGACUACGCAAACUCUACAAUAUGUACCGAUGACUCAUUUAGCGUAGUUGAUGCUAAUAAAGAUGCAAUUCAUUUAGAACCAAUUAUGGAGGAAUUGGAUGACCUGACAGACAUGGAUAUUACGAACAAGAAACGAUUAAAUUCAGAGAGCUCUUUAGUUGCAACUAUCGAUGAGAUUAGGAAAUCUACUGUUACAAAUUCUCCAAGAAAUCUAUAUCAUAGAGGGGACCAUUUAGGAGACCAUUUGUGGGAUUCACCUCAACCGACUGCUUCAAACUUAGACCCGAUUUUAUCCGAAGCAUUAUGGAAAGAACCUUCGAAAUUCCAUCCCAGUAAUAUUAUGGAAGCAUUGGCUGAAAAGGAAAACGAUAAAAAUAUAUCACAAAAUCCUAGUUAUGACACAAAUAGAAAAACUUUAAACGUGACAGAUACAAACAAUUCAAAACACGAUACAUUAAGAAUGAAAAUAGAAAAUAAUUUCAAUAAUCACUCAACAAACUACACUCGUAGUAAAAUGAAAAACUUGAAGGCGCCACCUGAUCCUGAUGUAUCUAACAAGAAUAUAGACUUGCUGUGGCAGUUGGUUUCGGGAAAUGCCACAACAGCGAAUGGUUCUAACGAUUAUGUAUCAAUGAAUCGUAUGUCAACAUCUCUGCAAUCUUUAAUACAAAAAGACGUUUCGGCAUCAGAAUCAAAUAAAAGCUCUUCGCCAAAACUUUCAAAUGUAAAAAAACAAACAAAAACCAAACCUCGUCGUAAGUUCUCUAUACUAAGAGAAAAAUUUGAAAUGAAAACACAUUUAAACUCUGAUGAGGAAAAUUUGUGUAAUACUUCUGAAAGUACAUCAAAAACACUUGAUGUCAUGUCAAGCAAAAAUAAUUAUAGAUCGAGUGAUAAGGUCACAACCAUAGAGAAAGAACCAAGUACUUAUUGGCCAGGUACCUCUCCUACAGGUAGUACAAGCUCAAAUAAUUCCAAUUGUGCAAAGGAGAAAAGAUCACUAUUUAUGAAACAGGUAUUAAGUCCAUCUAAAUCUAAUACAAAGAUGAAACACAAGGGCUGAAAUCUAAAUUUUGUUCCUGAAAGUAUUGUAGGUUAAAUUAACCAUUUCAUAAAGCAGAUCUCAGUAUGCGAGUCACUAACAAUUAAAUUAUUUCAUCAUUUCAAAAUUAUUCUUACAGUAUGGUAAGUUAGUACUGUAAAACUUUUGUAUUGAUGUGUUGUGGUGUCGUAAUAUUCCACGUGGCGUGUAUCGUGGUGUGUUUACUUAUGCAUGUGGCUAUCUAUUAAGUAACAAUUAAAUAGAAAAUAUGUUUAGGUAAGAAACAUUCCUAUAAUGGUGACUGUGAUGUUUGUGCCUUAUAUUAUCAGCCAGUAUUUGUAA